Messenger RNA from Culex pipiens pallens (northern house mosquito), 2031 nucleotides. RefSeq names its product 40S ribosomal protein S3-like. Gene Ontology annotation, biological process: positive regulation of apoptotic signaling pathway; translation. Gene Ontology annotation, cellular component: nucleus; cytosolic small ribosomal subunit. The record is from RefSeq and is a predicted model, not a curated record. The coding region runs from base 32 to 526 and encodes 164 amino acids. NCBI's taxonomy places the organism in Eukaryota, Metazoa, Arthropoda, Insecta, Diptera, Culicidae. The transcript is spliced from 2 exons. Gene Ontology annotation, molecular function: structural constituent of ribosome.
CUUUUCUCUGGCAUUCGAGGUUGUGACAGUUAUGUUUUCGUCUCUGCCGUCUCUGCUGAUCUGUCAUUUACGGAAAUUCAAGAGAACGGGAAAGAAAAAAAUCCGUGCCCACAGCAAGGUCGGGGUCGUCCUUUUCUGCCUGGCUGGCCGAGGAUGGACCCGUACCGAGAUUAUCAUUAUGGCCCCCGCACCCAGAACGUGCUCGGCGAGAAGUGACCACCGCAUCCGGGAGCUGAACGCCGUUAUCUACGGUGUGCUGCGCUUCAUCAUGGAGUCCUGCGCCAAGGGUUACGAGGUGGUCGUGUCCGGAAAGCUGCGCGGUCAGCGUGCCAAGUCGAUGACGUUCGUCGACGGAAUGAUGAUCCAUUCCGACGAUCCGUGCAAAGAGUACUCCGCCACGGCCACGCCGCUGCGCCAGGGAGAGCUCGGAAUCCAGGUCAAGAUUGUGCUGCCGUGGGACCCGAACGGCAACAUCGGCCCCAAGGAGCCGCUGUCGGACAACGUGGAAAUGGUUGAUCCGUCAUAAGUUGAAGCUGAGAAGGAUUCUGGCCGUUCAAUGUCAAAGAUAAUAUUAGUGUGAUAAGUUGAUACGAGUUCAAGAUCCACAAUCUGUCCCUCUCAGCUAACGAUAAAUGAGCCGGAUGGUGGCCCGAUCAGAAAAAAAUACAAAUGUUUGCGUCAUAUAACUAAAUAAAAUAAAUGAAAUUUUCAUCAACCAACAUUGUCCAGAUCGCAAAAUUUAAUAGAGUGGAUUUUCCGAAAAAAUGUGCCGUUCUAGAGCUUUGGAAGAGUUGUUGGAAAUGGGAAGGAGCAACUUUUAGCUUGUUUAAAAAUGAGGGUGGUUCACGAUUAGGGUGUUUUAAAAAAUUUAAGGGUUUUUUUGUCUACUAUAGAGUUGUUGGGCUUGUUAAUCCAAGAAACUUUGUCGAAAACUCCAAAAUGUUAUCUAGCAAUCUACGCUUACUACGACUAAAUUUAAAGAAAGGAUCUGAAAAAAACCUUAAAAGUCUGUUUUUUAGCGUAGUCUUUCAGGGUUAAGUUUUAGAGAAAAGUGAUGUUCAGGGCACUUUUAGAGCUCUCAAAAACAAACAUUUUUGUAAGUCAAUUUGGACUUCAAGGUCAACCAUUUUGUAAUAAAUAAAAAUAAUCAAUUUAAAAAAAAAAAAUUGUUCGUUCAACAGCUUUGCCUUGGCGUUCUCUAUUGCUAGAUUCCUACUCGAAACAAGUUUUCCGAAGGUUUGAAACAGUGAGACAAUCCAAACAUUUUUUUACACCUAAGCUCCCAUACACCCCGGGAUUCGAACUGACGACCUUUGGAUUUUGAUUCCAAUUGACGAUCAGCGACUCUACCGAGGCAUGCUUUUCCCAGGAAGACGAUUUCUACACCAGGACUGAGCUAAAGACCUAACGUCCUGACCUCUAGGUUAGACCGGGGCCAACAUUUACUUUCCCGUCUGACAAAAGGCGUGAUCAGACAAAUCUAGUCUCAAAAAAUUCCACCGGGCCAAUUGGGGUGUGAGAAAACUCUUACCACAGAUCCCGAACAUUUUAAAACUUAACCUUAGUUUUCAACCAAGCCAAAAGUUGCCCCCUUCCCAUUAGCAACAAUUCUUCUGAAGACACCAAAUUGUACCAUUUUUCGUAAAAUCAAUUUUCCACUUAAUUUUGCGAUCAGAAAGGAACAUUCCUAAUCGAUGCGACAUGGAUGCCGAAUAUUACAAUUAUAUUUAUUUAUUUUGAUAUUAUUAAACAUUGUGUUUGUUUACAUCGCUGAUGUAAACAGAAUAUAACGUCACUACUACAUGUAUGCACUAUUGACGUCAUGACUAAUACAUGAAAAUUUCAAUGAUCAUCAUCGUUCCAAUACACUCACAUCGCACUAACACAUUGACAUUGGUGAUGAUGAGGCGUUUCACCUUAAGUGAUGAAAAACAGUCCAAUGCUGCCCACCAUUGAAAAAACGGCUCAUAUCCACUUUUGACAAAAACGAGUUAUUAGCACCAGGUCGUAGAGGAUGUUCCUACGCAUCUU